AUGUUUCAACAACGAGAUUCCAACACUAUACCUCAAGAAGAUUUAGAAAAAGUUAUAGUAGACAUUAACAACGAGAUUGACCACCUAAAAACCGAGACCAACUAUAUUAACAUAGGUGAACAUCGCAUUUUCUACUCGUUUAAUCGUUCAGGAAGCAAGCAUUUGCCGCUGGUUGUGUUAGUACAUGAUCAGAUUAACUCUUCUUCGAUUUGGAUGGAAAAUGAGACUGUAAAAAACUUGGUAAUCAACGAUUACAACUACAUUUCGUUGGAUUUACCGACUCAUGGCCAAAGUUUAGGCCCUAAUUUGGAACAACAAGAUAAAUAUGUGUUUUUCACCGCGUUCUUACAACAAAUUUGUGCUCUCUUUCGUCAGGAUAAUGUUGUUUUAUGUGGGGCUUCAAUGGCAGGCCAAUAUAUUAUACCAACUUUGAAUCAUGGCAUCAGAGGCGUCAAUAUAAAAGGUAAUAUCGGUUUUGCAGCUAAAUUCGCAGAGUUUCUCAAGAUUUUCUGACAGGUUUUGAUACUAAAACAAGCUCAUAGAUCUUUUCCAUCUAUUUUGCAUAUUUUAGGUCUAGUAGCGAUCGCACUGUCAGAUACAGAAGUCUUGAACACAUCAAGGUCGUUACCUAAAACACUAUUGGUUCGAGGCGAGUGGGACACGAGUAUUGGGCCGAAUGCGGCAGCUGUAUUUGGUAAAUUCGAAAAUUGCAACGAGUUUGUCAUAGCUAAUGGUCGACAUUUUUGUCAUUUGGGGUCAACGGCCGACGAGUUUAAUCGGUUGCUACUGGGAUUUUUGAAGGAUCUCUAA
Molecule: messenger RNA, 810 nt
Organism: Bursaphelenchus okinawaensis
Lineage: Eukaryota; Metazoa; Nematoda; Chromadorea; Rhabditida; Aphelenchoididae
Source: the annotation of a GenBank genome assembly